This is a messenger RNA of Aspergillus calidoustus, 1023 nucleotides long. The record is from the annotation of a GenBank genome assembly. NCBI's taxonomy places the organism in Eukaryota, Fungi, Ascomycota, Eurotiomycetes, Eurotiales, Aspergillaceae.
AUGCCCCUAUGGGGAAGACCACCAGGAGCACAUCUGGGGAGACAAACAAGGAAACGAGGGGGUCCGUGGGUGGAUAAGGAUAGGCGGGUCGAGGAGAUUAAUAAUGAAGCAGAAAGUCAAUUGAAUAUGAGGGACGAUCGACUGUUGGUGAGAAGUGACGGGUGGCGGAGAUCUACGACUGAACGCGAUGGGCACAAUCAUGCGCUUGACCAAUCUGAUGGCGCGGAUUAUGAUAUUUACGAGGACACCGACACUACGGUUGCGUAUGCUGUACAGCUUGCGAUGAAGGACAAUGAGGACUGGCUGGUGGAGAAGGCGUUGGAGCGGAUUCGACGCGCACACGCGGAAGGGCAAAAGAACGUUACCUUGUCCAAGCGGGAACUCGAGGCACUAGAGCGCAAGCGACUGCAGGAAGCUCCAAAGCCAUCGGUUGACACUAAGCGAUUGAGCGGAGCGGCCUGGCGGAGCGAAACCGCUACCAUGCACCCUCCUCCAUACCCCCUGGACACCAGUGUUCACGGUGCUUGGGCUAGAACAACGGGAACUGCAGUCAGCGCACUCAGUCCGCAAUCAUCAACGACGACCCUUCGGUCUCCCCUGCAACCGCCUUUCCCGGGACCCGCGAAUCAUGCUCCGGCAUUCUUGGCUCCUCCCCCAGUCCGGCGACCAUAUCCAGACGAUUACCAGCGCAUGCCCCCAUACCCAGUGUCACACUCAAGAGAAGCCGUUCGAUCUAUACACAGCCCCGUUGACGCCUUGCGCGGAUCGCCAACCCGACCGACUCAAGCGUCUUACGCGGACAACCCGCCGCGGUCUUCCUUUGUUUCGGCGGACGCUCCGCUGUCCGCACCUGAGUCAGUCGUCAGCCAAAACAGCGAGGGCGGAAAAGCUAGCCCCAGACGACGCAGUUCAGUUAAUAGUAGCGGUGAUGAAGUCCAUAUCGUGGAAGUCAUGGAACACAAGGUGCCCAGUAACUCAAUCGGGGUCGCUGGAAAGAGCCGCCAACACAUCAGUCGAUCUUGA